CCAUUCUCGAUUAACGAGAAAGAAUAUAAUGAAGAUUGCGGGACAGUGUGCGUUACUUUACUGCCGUGUUGGCUUGUUGUUUAUUACCCAGUUUUAGACACUAUUCUCCUAAACCCCAAGUCCUCAAGUAGCUUGGCGUAUUUCAACUCAUUUCACCACAGUUCCGCACAAGUGGUAAGACGAGACAGGCACGCAACCAGUUCAUUACAAUCUCCCGGCUUUUGCCGAUUACUACCGUAUUAAGUUUCAGUGUAAGUCGUGCAUAACACGCUCAGCUCGAAUAUUUUCUUUAUCGGCGAUAAGUAUUGAACUUCAGCCGUGUGGAAUUAGUGUUUCCGUGACGAGCCCUAAGCUACGUGAAGUAUGAUAAGGGCGGGCCACGGCGGAAUUAUAAGUAUCGAUUGAUCUGUGUAUAGCUGUUCACGCCACGAUCUUGCCGCUCGGACGAUCCCGCUUCAUAGUUUUGUCUCUGCUUUAAUCACCGCCUAUCAGUAUAAAUCCAAGCUGUGGCGAGCUAGUGUCUAAUAGCCCCUCUAACAGCUAUAGUUAGUCGACGUAUGUAUGCCGCAUUGACAAGCCGAACGCGUGCAACCGCUAUAGAAAUACUACAACGUGCUUUCACCGGAUGUGUCAAUGAGUGAGUUUUAUUCGCCCCCGUCAUACUAUAGAUGUACGUUCAGGCUUUGACUCUGUUGCGCAAAACUGUUUGUGAUUUUAAAGAGGCGUGGUUUUGUUAGUUGUACAGAGAAAUAUUGCCAAGAACAGACAUGGGCAAGCGAGUGACGGACGAGAGCUCGGAAAAGAAAGGGGACCACCCGCAAGAAAAAGAUGUACGGAGUACUAACAGCGAUGACGGAAUAACGGAAACUAGUGUGAACUGCAGCAGUGUAGCUGACGAGAAGUCUACAGUUUUGGGAACAGUUACUACACCGCCUCAACCGACGAUGGCAGAGGAUGCCGAGGAAUAUAUUAAACCCAUAAUAAAAGACGGUGAAGUUAUCUUAGAAGUUGAAUGUGGACAAAAUAAGGCAUUGUUAUAUUUAUCUAAACUUUGUCAGGGAAGUAAAGGACCUUGUAUAUAUUUUCAAGGAUCGUGGUUAGCGCCCAAUGAGUUUCAGUUUGUUUCUGGGCGAGAAACUGCUAAAGACUGGAAACGAUCUAUUCGUCAUCAUGGGAAAAGUUUAAAAUUAUUACUGGCCAAAGGAAUAUUAUCCGUUCACCCGACUGUUUGUGAUUGUGAAGGGUGUCGUACUGGUUCAACCCUGAAUCGUAACAGAAAUGGAACUAAAAAGAAAACGCCCGCUAAUAAAGAAAGUAAACCCAAAAUAACAACAGACGGUGUCAAACCCAUUUCUCAAGAUGGUAGUAAGCCCAUUGCUCCUCUGUCAACAUCAGAGGGCGAAAAGACAAAGAAGGAAGCCAAAAAGAUAAAGAAACCUUUAGAGAAACCCGUUAGUCCAUUGCGGGAAUCUAAAUCGACCAAUAUUAUGAAUCCAGCAGUUCUACCCACCGUGCCCAUUACCCAAGAGCGUCUACCUAAAGUACCCAUUGUCAUGCCCUGUAAUAUUGUUCCUGGUGUGUUUCCAGUCCCUAAAGUACCCGUCCUAUCACCAGUGAAGCCAGAACCUCGGGACCCAGUCAGUAAAGUUAUAGAGCCUACCGUUUCCGAACCUAAUCAAAGGCACAAUGAAACAGCAGUUAAAUCAGAAAUCAUUCCAAUGGUUCAGCCCACACCUGUCAAAUUGUCAGCUGAAAAUUGUAAAGCGGAGGAAACAGCUAAGCAGCCAUCAUCCACACCUGUGAUCAAAUCCACCCCAGAUGUUUGUAAAGAAAAUUACAUCAAAGAUGAUAAACCUCCAAAAGACACAAACAUUAAAGAACGGCCAAAGGAAAUGCCAAAAGAAACAAAACAUCCUAAAAUUGAAAAUCCUAAAACGUCAAGUUUUGAGUCUCCAAAGCCAAGGGAAUCUUCACGUUCUUCUCCGGAGGAUCAUGCCAGAAAGCUACCCGAAAGAGAACACGAAAAGAUGACACCUAAAUCUUUCACUGGAUUAGGUCCAAGGCUUGGUAGCGAGGUUCCGACUUUCCGGCUUCCAGAGACAUUUCCAGAUACAGCGGCUUACGCAGACUACAUGAGAAUGUUAACUGGGGGACAUCCUUUAUUUCCUCAAGUUCCACAGCAGCUUGAUACAAUGUACUCUUUACGAACCAGUGAUCCAUCUUUUAAUCAUGUUCUUCAUCCUUAUCACGGUUGUGCUAUGUACAACCCUGUCCCCCCACACCCAGGACUAUAUCAGAAAGACCCUGUGUUAUACCCAACUACAGCUGGAGCGUUACCAUCUAGUAUUGGAGCACCCUGUUUCUCGCCCUUACACAUGUUUUCUCAGAGACUGCCUUACGCUUUAUCAGCACCUGUGAUGGAACUUCCAAGACCGUUCCAGUAUAUGCCUAUUCCAACUUCCAUGUCCUAUCCGUGUUCUAGUAUUAAUGGUCUGAAACGACACCACGCAGAAUUAGACUCCUCUUCAGAUAUUGCUAAUAAAAGGCUUCGUCUGGACUACCAGGUACCCGACUUUCGGUUUGAUUCCUAUCCGUCUUGUUCAACGACGUAUCCACCUCUGUAUUAUGAUUCGGCCUUGUUACAAAGUGAGGAUUACCGCCGUAAACGACUGGAAGAAAGUAUGAAUAGUGCUAAAGACAUUCCUGGUUAUUUACAUCCAUAUAUGGGUAAACCUAGUUACCAGUGUACCUGUGUUAAUCGACCUGAUGAUAUAAGAAGUUGGUCAGUGGAGGAUGUUUGUAGUUUUGUUUCCAGACUCGACGGAUGUACUUUAUACGCUGAGACAUUCCGAGAACAAAGAGUUGAUGGUAAAAUCCUGCCAUUACUUACAACAGAUCACAUGAUGAAAAGCCUCGGUUUGAAACUUGGACCAGCAGUGCUUAUAGCGGAAGCUGUUGCUAAGAAACUUCAAGAAUCGCGAUUAAAUGGAUGUGACAGUUGUCGUAAAUUGACUUUAGGUGGUCCUAUAGAAAUGUGAUGUGUGGUGUUGAUUUUUAUGGGACAUUUUCAUUGGAUUUUAGGAGACAAGGUGUCUUUUAAGGAAACAAUAGCAGAAGGCACUGCAGCAGCAACAAAGCUACUUGUCAUUUGUUUUCAUAAAUAUAUACAUGUAUCAUUGUGUUAUGUCGUGUGUGAACGUUAUAAAGUGGACUAUGAUCUGAACUAUCAACUGUAUAUACAUGUAGCAAGUCUACGACAUUACACAAUACAUCAGAUAGUGCUCAUCUUUAAUAUUUGUGUGAUAAACAUUUGUAAAACAGCAAACUAAUAUAUUAUUAAUAACUUAUGAUAAAUAGACAUUCAAAAAGUGCUUUUUAAAUUUUUGAGUAAUAGGGGUUUUUUUUUUACUUAAAAGGUUAAAAGAACACAAGUGGCUCCCUAAUAUGGCGCAUGGAGCGUUUCGUGUGGUCGCUAUAUUGGAUUAAGUGCGGGACUUUUAAUGUUAAAUAAGGCCCUUAGUUGAUUUUUAGUUAAAAUAGAAAUGUCCCCAUCUGUUUGUAAGUUGAAUUUUGUAAUAUUGUGUUACACAGAGUGUGUUCUUUAUAUUAAAAUAUAUUAAAAUAA
Molecule: messenger RNA, 3625 nt
Organism: Patella vulgata (common limpet)
Lineage: Eukaryota; Metazoa; Mollusca; Gastropoda; Patellidae
Exons: 6
Coding region: 768-3038 (756 amino acids)
Biological process (GO): positive regulation of transcription by RNA polymerase II
Molecular function (GO): DNA-binding transcription activator activity, RNA polymerase II-specific; RNA polymerase II cis-regulatory region sequence-specific DNA binding; protein binding
Source: RefSeq, a predicted model, not a curated record